Molecule: messenger RNA, 7375 nt
Organism: Gigantopelta aegis
Lineage: Eukaryota; Metazoa; Mollusca; Gastropoda; Neomphalida; Peltospiridae
Product: von Willebrand factor A domain-containing protein 3B-like
Exons: 42
Coding region: 329-5707 (1792 amino acids)
Source: RefSeq, a predicted model, not a curated record
UAUCAUUUAAAUUUGUUUGAAACAUGGAAUAACCUCAGUAUUGUGUUCUGUGUGUUCGUGGGGGAAAAAAUACGGAAACAAACGGAAUCUCCCGAAGUUGUACACCCCAGCAACGGGCACCUGUAUACAACAUGGUGGUUAAGAUGUGUCGUCUUUUGAAGAAAGUUACUGAUUAAUCCCAUGUCAGAAAGAGAAAGAUAUUUAAUUGUGUUGGAGCGUGCUAUGGAUGAAGAAACUGUUGUUGUCUGACAUGUUUUCGCAAUGAAAACCAGUUCGUCUAAAUAAUACACACUGUUGCUAGUUUUCGAUUGUCGAUAGACCAAAUAAUAUGGGGACUGAAGUUUGCUCGGUAAACCUUUACAUGAAGAAUGCGUAUUCGCAAAAUGCUAAGUUUGACAUCAGCCAUGGCAGUGGAGUGUGGAAAGUCUGCACGCCACAAAGACGAGAAUCUGACCCCGCGAUUAACAUGUCAAAGACACCACCAGAAACCUGGGAGCUUGACGUUUGCCCACUAAUAGGCUCCAAGAAAUGGCUCCACAAUUACGGACUGAAGAAAAACAGGCUGACUUUGGUUCACUUGUUGCCCCAAAUAGGAUUCAAGCUCAGUGAUGAUUUUGAUCGCCAGUUAAAGUCACCAAUCAGUUCUCGAUAUGGAGGUGGUCUGUUUUCAAAGGUGCUCCGGCCUGACGGCAAGACAUUCAAUAUAACUGGCAGUAAAGAAAAACUGCACCAAAUCAAAAAAAGACUUACUCAGGCCAUUAAUUUGUUCCGACGUCGUCUCGAGUGGCUGACCACCGAAAGUCGGCGGAUAUUCGGUGUAAUAGAAGAGAAGUCAGUGACUAUUAUAAUGGACAUUAAAAAUAUGUCUCCUCAGCAAUUUGAUCAGUACAGGGUAGCUCUGGAAAGAGUGUUACGAGAACAAGUGAUGCAGCUUGCCAAGUUUAACAUUAUACGAGCAUCUGAAGACAUGGAUAUGUAUAACCCCCAGUGUGUUCCUGUAACCCAUGACACGGUGGAGAAUGCCAUACAGUGGAUGUGGAAUCUAGACAGGCUCGCCGCCGUUUCCAACACGGCAACCUGUGAGGCAGUUCUACGGGCACUUAAUGACAAAAAUAAUGAGGCAAUAUAUCUGUUCACAGAAGGUACAUCCGUUGACAGUUCAAGAGAACUUCUGAAAGAAAAGAUUGUCUCUGCCGAGCUGAAGCUGCCAAUACACAUUGUCUCCUUUAACUGUGACAGUUCGGACACCAUCAAGUUCUUACGGGACUUCACCAAGGUUACUGGAGGAAGGUUCCAUGCCUAUGCUGUUGUGAUGGAGAUGGAUGCGUAUGAGUCACAGCCAGUAGACACCCUGACAAACAAGGCGAACAUCGUUCUCAAGAAGAAGACUUACGGGGGACUCCCCUCAGGGGUUGGGGUCCGGGAGGACAUUGUGCUGAUAUUUGAGGAACUAGAGGAGGCUCGCAACACACUCAGUCAGAUCCAGGUGCUCAUCGAACAAGCUCCAGAACCCAAGUCCUUUGUUCUGAAAACAGAGACUCCCCAGCAGCGCGAGAAGACGGAGGCGUGCCUGAGCUCGCGAGAGUGGCUGGAGAAGUACGGACUGUCAGCUCAGAGACUCGGUCUGUACCACGUGCUGGCCGGGGUCGCCUUCAAACACCAGGACGGGGUGGUCGAAUUGAUGGACCCACCUCCACAAGACACACAGACAAAUGCUAUCCCACGUCCUAAGCUGGUUCACGCUCGAUACUGUGAACAGUUCCCUGUGGUCCACUGGAAGGACGGAAGUGUAGUUCACGUCCAAGUUACCCCGGAGGUUCACCGCUCCUACGAAAAGAAGAUGGAGGUCGCUCUUAAUAAGAUACAGCAAAGAGCCGACUGGCUACAGCAAGGCAGCAGGGCUCUGUUUGGGAGCAUCAUAGAAGACCAGAUCUACAUCCUCAUUGACACCUCAGCAUCCAUGCAACCCAGCAUUCAGUUCGUCAAGGACAAGCUCUUUGUUCUCAUGCAGGAACAACUUCGCCAUAAAGCUAAAUUCAACCUGGUGAGUUUCAAUUCCAAGUCGACGGUGUGGCGAGACCGACUGGUGCACAUCAAUGAGAGUAACCUGCAGGAAGCAUGGGCCUGGGUGCAGGGUCUGUCGUGCUGGGGAUCCACCAACACGUACGCCGCCAUCCAGCAGGCAAUGAGUGACCCACAGACAGAGGCAAUAUACCUGCUCACUGAUGGAAGACCAGAUCAGCCACCAAAGUCCAUCUUAGCCCAAGUUCAGAUGCGCAACAAGGUUCCAAUCCAUGCAAUAUCUUUUAACUGCAAUGACAUUGAGGCCAACCGCUUCCUGUUUGAGCUGGCACGUGUCACCGGGGGCCGCUAUCACAGCUACUCCGAGGAUGGAGAUGAUAAUGAGCCAACAGAUGAUCAACCAGAAACUUACGAGAGUGAAGACAUCUAUUUGCUGCACAAGGAGAUAAAACAGGGUCUGGAGAACCUCGACCAGCUGGCUAAACUAAGAGAUGAAUGUUCAGCGAUGGCGUGGAGACGGGAAAUUGAUGCUCUCAAGAAAUGCAGCAAAGACCACACACUGUCGGAUGGUGAUCGGGUAUCUGCAGUGCCAGCGCUGGAACCCACAGACCUGUACCGCCCCAACUCACCCAUCUCUCGUCCACAGAGUGCCCCUCCUCAGGGGCCUCGUCACAUUCCCACCCCUCCCCCAAGACCCUCCUCGUCACAUGGAUUCCGACGUAGCUCUUCAGAAAGGAGGACAAGUGUAAGACCACACUCGGCCCGUCACAGACAUCACCGGCCUCUCAUUGCCUCUUCUUCCAAGAAAAAGAGUAAACCUAAACCUUUAGUGCAAGGUCACACUAAAACCAGUCUUCUUCGAACCCUCAACAGCAGCGGUCGUUUCACUUCCAGUGAAUGGCUGCUUCCAGAAACCAAACAGCUUUUCCAGACUCAGGCCCAACGACAGCAAAAAUUGCAAGAACAUACAGUGUUCUGCUAUCACCUAGAAGCUGAUGCUAAAUAUGAUGAAAAAAGGAACAGUUGCAGAAAGUUCAGAAAUAAUCGUUUGCUGAGGGCAAAUGAACUGUCUUCAAAACAGUGGCUUUCAAAGUUUGGCUUGGUUGCCAAGAGACUAACGAUUCUCGAUGCCUUAUCUCCAACGUUCAUUCCACACAAGUCAACUUAUGUACAAAUUCUGGACAAGCAUGUGGUGUCUAGAGUUUUUGAUGAGAUCUUGCCUCUUGCCCAUGUGUCGAAUAGAAAGAGGAACGAGAUCCGACUGAUUAACCCGUCUGGUGUGAACCUCAAGUCUUAUGAAGAGAAACUUCAGCAAGCCAUUGAUCUCUACAAGAGGAGACUAGACCAGAUUGUGUGGGAUGUUCUUCCAGAGCAUGUCAAGAAUGAAUACGAAAACAAUGGACCAGUUUCUUUUCUCAAUAACCGAGAACAUCUAAUGAAGGCCCUUGAUGAGGCCAACUGGCCGAUCAGAGAGCAGGAAAUUACACUGAUGGAGGAAGAAAUAGGACGGGCAUUGUCAUUCCUCCAGCAGUCGAAAGAUCUUCGGAGAGAAGCAUCUGAUGACUUUGUGGAUGAUCGUGGCAGUGUGACUCCCACUUCGCAGGCUAGAACAACGGCUAGGGACGAUGAGGCUGUGUCACAAAGUGCAAAAGAUGAGAGUAAAGAGAGAGAAAACAAGUCUACUGAGAAAUCCGUCCGUUUGGUGCUGGAAACAUUACGCAAUCAACAAGUGAUUGCUCGAAACAAAGACGAUGGCCUGUACCAUCCUGGUGUUGUCAAGAGUUGUUGCAGUCCUCGCUUUGCUGUUGUGAUGGAUAAAGCAACUGGUAUCGAACGGAGCAUUCCAACACGCUUCAUUAUUCCUAUCAGGGGAGCUAUAGCUGUUCCAGAGCUUCAUGCGGGGGACUGUGUUCUGGUGCGUGUGCUCAACUUGGAGUCGGAGAUCGAGUGCUAUGUUCCAGGAGUUGUCCAGUUCCCACCCCGCCGUGAAUCUCAGCAUCCGGCUUUUUACAGCGUUACGCUGUACAACGAACAAAAGGUGACAACAAUGAGGAAGAACCUGGUCAAGAUAAGCCAGGAGCGCUACAACCUCGGUGUAAAUUACAUUUGUCGAAUUCACAGUGACAACGAACUUCAUUACAGGCCAUCAAAUCCCACACCUCCAAUAAGUGAAGAUGAAGAUAACGACAAAGACACAAGAAAUGAUAAGGACUCUGACUGGGAGCGAGAACAAGAACAGCUGAGACAGAAUUUGGAAGAGAAAGAGGAGGAAAACCUUGGCUGGAAACAGGAAGCAGAAGAGCUAAAAAGACAAAUAAAGGAAAAACAGGACCUAGAAAACGAGUUACAACAGAAAACUGAAGGCUGGAAACAGGAAGCAGAAGAGCUAAAAAGACAAUUAAAGGAAAAACAAGACCUAGAAAAUGAGUUACAACAGAAAACUGAAGGCUGGAAACAGGAAGCAGAAGAGCUAAAAAGACAAUUAAAGGAAAGACAGGACCUAGAAAACGAGUUACAACAGAAAAGUGAAGAUCUGAGACGGAAAACAAAAAAGCUGAAAAGACAAUUAAAGAAAAAAGAGGAUGUACAAAAAGAGUCCCAACAGAUGAAUGAAGGCUGGAAACAGGAAGCAGAAGAGCUGAAAAGACAACUAAAGGAAAGACAGGACCAAGAAAACGAGUUACAACAGAAAAGUGAACAAUGGAAAGAGAAAGCACUGUAUCUCCAAAAACAACUGGAAGAACAGCAAAUGAAGAGACAGAACCUUGAUGUGUCAGAAAAGGAUGCUGCCAGCAUUACUCCUAGACCUGUUAUUGAAGACAUAGCACUUGAACAUGAACAAGUCACUCAAUCACCCUGGUUGGAGCUGAGAAAGUCACUACCCAAAGUGAAAGUAAAAGAAGAGGUAUUAGCCAAAUGGCCAGAUGAUUGCUGGUACUACAAAGGAACUAUUCUAAGCUGUGACAACUGUUUGUAUCAAGUUGAAGACAGUACUGGAGAUGUUGAACAGAUCUGGCGAAACGACAUUAUCACAGAUGAAGAUGAUGAUAAAAACAUCAUUCAGGUCAAUGAUUAUGUUGUGGCAGCUUAUCCUGGUUACUCCUCGAGCUAUGCGCCUGGUCAGGUGGUUAGGGUUUUCUCUGACCUGAGCAUGCAAGUCCGUUUCUAUGACUCCAAAGAAGGCACAGUGUUCAGAGACCAAGUGUUCAAACUGAGCGAGGACAAAUACAGAUACGACGUCGAGGACAUACGUCGGUGUGAAAACCGAUGGGUUGGUAGAGCAGCUGUCGUACGAAAUGAUGACACAGGGGUUUAUGAGUUGGCUAACAUCAAGGAAAAAGACUGUGUAGGCCAAAACUACACUAUCGAGUGGCCCGAUUGUUCUCAUUCUCCAAAAAGCCAAAAUCCAAUACACAUUUUUGGUGCAUUCACCCGACAUCCCCCACUGAAGAAAAAUGGAUACGUGCUUGCCAUUGCUAAUGACAAGACAAUGGAAUACCUGCCUGGUCAGGUGACCCACAUCCAUAAAUCGAAAGACUCGUUUGAUGUUGCUUUCUGUGAUGGCACAGUGAAGAAGAUUCCACUUGAUAGGAACUUGUACUACUGUCUCAAUAAGACAUAUUAUGAUCAAGCUGUGACCUACUUUUUGGACAUGAAAGAACGGAGAAGAUGUGACAGUUUUUAAGACUGGCACUGGUUGGAGAUGACAUUCUCAUCACAUUUAUACAGAAUCUGAAUUUGGUUACAUUCAUGACGUUGACAUAUUGCCCUAGUGCCUGUUGUACGGUUUCAAGCCAGUUGUUUGUACAGCUCUAGACAAAUAUUCUUUUAGUUUGCUUGUUUAAUGGUUGCCUAUUGAGCAAUGUGCUACAGUGUUGUUAACAUUCUGUCCAUUCAUAGUGUUAUCUAAAUUAUUGGUGAAUUUGAACACAAUGCUAGAUAUUGUGGAACAGUUGAGUGACCUUAACAAUAUACUGCUUGUUCAUCGCUUGUUCUAAUUAUUUUUUAGUGUUUUUUUGAGUGUAUUUUCUUGUGUAGUAUGUCUUGUUUCAUUGCCUAAGCAUUACUGAAGAUUAUCCUUCAAAUAUUGGGCUGAAUUUAGAAAAGGGGAUAAUUGUGUUCAAGUCUUAAAUGUGGACAAAAAUGAGACUUGUGUCAUUUUAACUAAACACCCGUUUUAUCGUAAAUCAUUAAAUAUAUGUAAUUAUUAUGUGACCGUUUAGAAAAGUGACACAUGACUAAGAAAUAAAAACUUUUUGUAUGUUUGGCCCUUAGUGUACAUAUCUUGACCAUCAAUUAUUACAAAGUGGUUUUCCUUAAUAUCACUAUUCCAACAACAGCCAUAUUGCAGCCUCCCAUUGUUUGUAUAUUUUUGUUAUCAUCAGUAGAGUGUGUCUUAUGAUAAAUAAGAAAACAUGUACAGAUCAAGGGAAAUUAAUUUAAUGUUGAAAUUUUUAUAAUCAAUCAUUUAAUGAUAGACAUUUUAAAGAUAACACAUUAGAAUUGACUAAUUCACUCUUAGUCGAAUGGUUAUACAUAAUGUAUGUUUGUCUGUGUUUGUGUUAAUUUCAAAGUAAAGGAAGUGAUGCUGCCAACUCUAACCCUCUUUCUCCCAUUCCAACUGUAAGCAGGGGUGUGAUUUUUUUAGCUAUAUCUAAUUUAAGCUUCUUCUCUUUUCACUAUAAAUUAUUUUCACAAAGUAGAUUGGAUAAGAUGUGAAAUGCUGAAAAAUAACCUUUAUUUAGGUAUAAUUUAGAGGUUUCAGCUUUUUAAAGAUCAUUUGUUUAUGUCAUCAGACAGCCGUAAUGUUUAUGACUUACGUUAGUGUUUGACAAAUGUUUGAGAAAGUCACCAGCCCCAACAGAAGCCUUGAUUAGUGCCCUAUGUAUUAUAGUAAUGCAGCUGAUAAUUUCCACUAGCCCAGACCAAAAAUUCACUAGGCGGGAUCAAGGGCUGGAGGAUUUGUCAAACCAUGAUUACAUUUGGCUGUUUCAAGGACAGUUAGGCUAUGGGGCAUAUUUUGUGACUCACUGGCCACAUUUACUUCUUGAAAAAAACCAAACAUUUCUUGGUUUAAAAAACAACAAAAACCCCCAAACAAACACAAGAGACAUACCCGUCCCUUGAACAUUACGUAAUUGUAAAAACUUCCUUACAUGUCUUCAUUCCAAUAGAAUAAGUCCACAAGCGUCCAUGUACAAUUGUUUAGUUUAUUAAAGUAUUAUUAACCAUAUUAUUGUUAUCAAUAUAAGUUAACAUUUCUAUAUCGUCUUAAGUGCCUCAUGGUCUUAAGAAACUAGAAUAUCUGUGAUAAAAUGCUUAUAUACAUUUAGUAAUAAAUCUGAACCUGUAA